This is a messenger RNA of Oncorhynchus mykiss (rainbow trout), 2017 nucleotides long. It is a transcript of the gene pnpo, whose product is annotated as pyridoxamine 5'-phosphate oxidase. Lineage: Eukaryota; Metazoa; Chordata; Actinopteri; Salmoniformes; Salmonidae. The record is from RefSeq and is a predicted model, not a curated record. Gene Ontology annotation, biological process: pyridoxal 5'-phosphate biosynthetic process; pyridoxine biosynthetic process. Gene Ontology annotation, molecular function: pyridoxamine phosphate oxidase activity; FMN binding.
AUGCCUUUGAAGUCGUAAUUGUACUAUCUGUGAAAUUACGGAUAAAUGCGAAAACAGUGUAAAAUAUUCCGAUUAAUUUUCAUUUGUAUUUAUCGAUAAAGUAAAAUAAUGAUAAUAAUAACAGAAAGAGGCGAAGCAACAGGGUUGACUCCGCCACGAAAAUAAAACCACGAAGUAAGGAAUUUUCAAUGAGCGUGUCGAAUUUGGUCAACAAAAUAUUGAAUUGCUAUUUAAAGCUUAUUUGAUCGAAUAGACGUUCGUAGUGGCUAUGUGGUUACGAAUGCAGUGGUAUAAGUGGACGCACGUGGCAUUUCGUCAAAAAAAUACUUUAUAUCGGAGUUGUGCGUUCAGAUCGUUUGAAUGUUUGCUACUUUGCGGAACGGUUUGUACUGAACGACACAUUUCCUCAAAACGUUUUUGAACAUACUUUGAGGUACGUUUGCUCCAUUUAGGCAUUCUGUGUCAUUAUAGCGUCUGUGAUCGUUCGUACAGGGCCGUUGUGGCUACAACCCCAGGUGACUACUUUAAAAUGGUGGAAGUCUUCAAUUGCGCUGCGCACGCUAAAACGUCAUUUUGGCCACUAGAGACCUCUGUCCUUCUGUAUGAUCCUGUUUUGUGGGUGUGGCUUGAAGCAAUGAGGACGUAAUUAAAGGAGAGUGGCCAUGAUGACAGCGUUCUAAAACAACAACCCAACCUCCCCGUUUUUCAACUGGACGUUCAGUACAGCGCCAUUUCCAUUCAAUUGAACGCAGCCCUGUUGUUCACACGCGUAUCUGCUCUCUCGUUGGCUAGAAUGGUCCCACCUGAUCUAGCCUUCUCCCACCUGACAUAUUUGAGGACAUGUAAUUCCAUUGUUAGAGCGGUCACUCGACUAUCUUGACAAUAUAUAAAAAAGUAUUUGAGCGUAUGUUCGCAUAAUAUUUUACGUAAAACAGCGAGCGUGAUUACGUCAGCCUUUGCGUGUUCGUUGUAAAGCAUGAGGCGCAUACUCGGUUGCAAUACGUUGAAGAAUAUCAGGGAAGUAGGUAAAUACUUUAAUCCCCAGGUUUCUUUGAUAGCUUGCUGUCGAGCCUUAUUUUAUCAGUCACUUCGCACGAAAACUACCAGUUAUUCUACAGACAUGGAUCUCAGUGACAUGCGAAAAAAAUACAAAGGAGACGACGAGUUUGGAGAUUGGUUUGAUCAAGCCACAAAGUGUCCUGAAAUCGGAGAGCCCAAUGCAAUGUGCAUCGCCACAUCCACAAGAGAUGGACGUCCAUCUGCUCGAAUGGUCUUGUUAAAAGGCUACAGUGAAGAAGGCUUCCGGUUCUUUACCAACUACGAGAGCCGGAAAGGUGGUGAGCUGGAGAGCAACCCUUAUGCAUCUCUGUGCUUUUACUGGGAGCCUAUCAACAGGCAGGUCCGUAUCGAGGGCAACGUGGAGAGAAUCCCCUACCAGAGCUCCUGUGACUACUUCCACUCCCGGCCCAAGAGUAGCCAGAUCGGGGCCGUUGUGAGCAGACAAAGCACUGCAGUCCCUGACAGAAAUUACCUGAGACAGAAAAAUGCAGAGCUGAAGGAAAAGUACAAGGACACAGAUGUCCCCAUGCCCGACUACUGGGGAGGCUAUAUCGUCAAGCCUUACUUGAUAGAGUUCUGGCAGGGUCAGACCAACAGGCUACAUGACCGCAUCGUCUUCACGAGGCUGAAAAAUGGAGAGCGUGUUCUAGAAGAGUAUGAACAUAAUGCUGAGGCAGGCUGGGUCUACCAGAGGCUAUCCCCAUGAGGUCGGUUACAUUAGGGGACAUGGACUAAAGGCAAGGCUGGAGAUUGGGCCUAGAGUACAACUCACUCAUGAUGUCAUCAUCGUCAACCAAAUGACCACUGUGAUCUCAAUGCAGUAGGAGCCUCUCAUGUUGAUGUUGAAUAACUACGUGCUAUAUGUGUCUUUAAAAAAACAAAUUAUGGCUUGUUUUCUCCAAUCGUUCUUGUUUAAUAACAAUCAAGGAGUUAUUUUUUUUUUUUAUAUAUAUAUAUA